This is a messenger RNA of Entelurus aequoreus (snake pipefish), 7733 nucleotides long. RefSeq names its product phosphodiesterase 4B, cAMP-specific a (gene pde4ba). NCBI's taxonomy places the organism in Eukaryota, Metazoa, Chordata, Actinopteri, Syngnathiformes, Syngnathidae. The record is from RefSeq and is a predicted model, not a curated record. Gene Ontology annotation, molecular function: transmembrane transporter binding; 3',5'-cyclic-AMP phosphodiesterase activity. The coding region runs from base 619 to 2811 and encodes 730 amino acids. Gene Ontology annotation, biological process: signal transduction. The transcript is spliced from 15 exons. Gene Ontology annotation, cellular component: perinuclear region of cytoplasm; cytosol; nucleus.
GCGGCGGAGGCGUGGCUUGUGCUCGCUGCAUGCCUGCUCUCAGCUGUGUGUAUCCUGAAUGAACGCGCUUGCAUGUUGCGCUCCGCUCCGGUCUGCCUGAGAAAGUGACGUGCAAACUGACUCGGGGCUCUGCGUAGAACGAGUGCACACCGGGAGUGCCUUUGGAGGAAAGUGGGGGCUGUUUUCUCACCGAAGAGGUCAGUCAAGCAGAGGAUGAUGGAGAGAGCGGCGCAAUUUUAAGAUCCUCUGAAUCUUUCAUAGCCUGCCAGAAAGAGUUGGUCCUGGGAUGUGCUUUUUGUCUGGAGCCAGCUGUGACACAGAAACAUAACCAGAACCAACUUAACAUCCAGACCAGGAGACGUUGAAUUCUUCUGUCCUCCAAGGGGUUGGACGUGACCCUGUUGUGUGUCAACUCAUCUUGUGAGCCUCGGAUGAAAGGACGAGAGGAGUGGGCACGACUGCUGGGUGCUAGAAUCCCUAAACCCGUUACGAACAGCACGGAGGCAGAGCAACACCCAAACUACACAAAAGAGGAAGACGAAACCAGCUAUGUGUGACUGACUUUGGACAGCCAGUGGCGGAAUUCGGAAAAGAGCCUAUCACACCGCACCCGCAGAGAUGUCCUCGAACGAGCUGAGCGUCGAGAUGGACUCCUGCAUUCGGACGUUCAAGGAGCAUAUGCAUCUGGAGCUGGAGCCCCCCAAGAUCCCGGGCGUGGUUGGAGGAAAACGGGGCACCACGUCCCCUAAACUUUCCCCGCGGAGCUCCCCGCGGCUCUUCCGCAAGCUGAUGGUCAACAAGAGCAUCAGGCAGAGGCGACGCUUCACCGUGGCACACACCUGUUUUGAUGUGGAGAAUGGCCCAUCUGCCAGCUGCAGCCCUCUGGAUCCUCAGGCCUCCCCCGGCUCUGGACUGGUCCUCCACACCAACUUUCCCGGUCACAACCAGCGCCGCGAGUCCUUUUUGUAUCGCUCUGAUAGCGACUAUGAUCUGUCACCCAAGUCAAUGUCACGGAACUCCUCCAUUGCCUCUGAACUACAUGGCGAUGACCUAAUCGUGACGCCUUUUGCCCAGGUCCUGGCAAGCCUUCGAAGUGUAAGGAAUAACUUCACCGUGCUGACCAAUGUCCAGUGUGCCUCCAACAAGAGGUCUCCUGCAGCCACAAACCAGCCUGCAGUCACCAAAGUGUGCCUCCCAGAUGAGGCGUACCAGAAGCUGGCCAUGGAGACCAUGGAGGAGUUGGACUGGUGUCUGGACCAGCUGGAGACAAUCCAGACCUAUCGCUCUGUCAGCGACAUGGCCUCCACCAAGUUUAAGAGAAUGUUGAAUCGGGAGUUGACGCACCUAUCUGAGAUGAGUCGGUCUGGGAACCAGGUGUCCGAAUUCAUCUCCAACACCUUCCUAGACAAACAGAACGAGGUGGAGAUGCCAUCGCCAACACCGAAGACGCGGGAGAAGAAGAAGCAGCAGCUGAUGACGCAGAUCAGCGGGGUCAAAAAGGUCUCCCACGGAUCUUCGCUGUCCGGCAGCAGCAUCUCCCGUUUCGGGGUCAAAACCGAUAAGGAGGAGCUGCUGUCCAAGGAGCUGGAAGAUCUGAACAAGUGGGGCCUGAACAUCUUCACCGUGUCAGAAUACUCAUACAGCCGACCUCUCACCUGCAUUAUGUACGCCAUCUUUCAGGAGCGAGACCUGUUAAAAACAUUUAGGAUCCCAGUGGACACGUUUGUGGCUUACAUGAUGACGCUGGAGGAUCACUACCAUUCAGAUGUGGCCUACCAUAACAGCCUGCACGCGGCUGACGUAGCCCAGUCCACGCACAUCCUGCUCUCCACCCCAGCCCUUGAUGCUGUCUUUACCGACCUCGAAAUUCUCGCCGCCAUCUUUGCUGCCGCCAUCCACGAUGUCGACCAUCCCGGAGUAUCAAACCAAUUCCUAAUCAAUACCAACUCUGAGCUGGCGCUGAUGUACAACGACGAGUCGGUGCUGGAGAAUCAUCACUUGGCUGUGGGAUUCAAACUCCUGCAGGAGGACAGCUGCGAUAUCUUCCAGAACCUCACAAAGAAGCAGCGACAGUCCCUACGGAAGAUGGUCAUUGACAUGGUUUUAGCCACGGACAUGUCCAAACACAUGAGUCUGUUGGCUGAUCUGAAGACCAUGGUGGAAACCAAGAAGGUGACAAGUUCUGGAGUGCUGCUGCUAGACAAUUACACUGACAGAAUACAGGUGCUGCGAAACAUGGUGCACUGCGCCGACCUGAGCAACCCCACAAAGUCCCUUGAGCUGUAUCGCCAGUGGACCGAUCGGAUAAUGGAGGAGUUCUUCCACCAGGGAGACCGAGAAAGGGAGAGGGGGAUGGAGAUCAGCCCCAUGUGCGAUAAACACACGGCUUCCGUGGAAAAGAGCCAGGUGGGGUUCAUCGACUACAUCGUCCACCCGCUGUGGGAGACUUGGGCCGACCUGGUCCACCCGGACGCCCAGGACAUCCUGGACACGUUGGAGGACAACAGGAACUGGUACCAGAGUAUGAUUCCUCAGAGCCCCUCCCCGCCCUUCUACGACCAGGGCACCCACGGACAUGGGGGGGGCACCGGGGGCCAAGGAGGUGGGGAGAAGUUCCAGUUUGAGCUGACCCUGGAGGAGGAGGACUUGGACGGAAUAGAGAAAGACGUGGAGGAUGAAGACGAGGAGGAGGACAGCCUGGGAGAUUCUCGCUCUCCUCCUCCGGACUAUCAGGACGAGUGUGACAUGAUGGAGCCCGGCCCCGCGGCGAUAGAGAUCGUGACGCACGAGGCGUCGCCCACGGACACAUAGGGCGGGCAACACGCGCCGGUUUGAGUUUGGAAAAAGAGGGGCGAUCCUCCUGCAGCUGUGCUUUUGAACAAAAGCCACAGAAGCUUGGUUUUGGCCCGCACGGGGGCGUCUUGCACUCGGGUGUUGGAAGCCACGCACGGACGGACAGUUUUGACAAGAAGCGGCUUCAGAGUUCUCAGGAAAUCAUUUGAGUCUUGAUGGACACCAGAGACUGACGGCGAAGGAUUUAGGCCAGCUUGGUACUGGCACUAGAUGGACUUUGACACUACUGAGAGAAAUUUUGUAACUUAAGACUUUUUUUUAAUAGAUCUAGAAGUAGCAGAUAAAACCAUCCACUGAUGGAGUUUGUAUAGCAAGAGAAAGUGUUUACUUUUUUCCUGUACCAUUUGUCAGAGAUCUUUUGUGUGCCUUUUUUUACUAAUGUCUUUGUAUCGUUUUGGGUUUUUUUUCUUAUUUAUUGAACACUCUAGUGUGUCUUUGAAAUGUUUUUUCUUAUCUGAGAGAGUAAAACCAUUUUUGUAUGUCCUAAAAAGUCUUCCAUGUAUUGGGCAAUAGAGAAACAUAAUGUCGUCCUCUUAGUAGGGAAACAUCAACGCACACAUUUUGUCAGAUUUAGUUCUCAGUCCAGAGUAUUAUUUUGGUUCAAUGUUUAGCUGUAAGUUACUUUUGAUUUUCAGACAUAUUCUUCAUCACGUAUGUUUUUUUCUUGAAACAGUCCGCAAACCUCAUGGGCUUCCUAACUUUUCACACCAAAACUGGAACUCAAAGUGGCGUUUUAGGGUUUUUUCCAUAUCCAUCCAUCCAUCUUCUUAUCCGAGGUCGGGUUGCGGGGGCAGCAGCCUAAGCAGAUAAGCCCAGACUUCCUUCUCCCCAGCCACUUCGCCAAGCUCUUCCCAGGGGAUCCCGAGGCGUUCCCAGGCCAGCCGGGAGACAUAGUCUUCCCAAUGUGUCCUGGGUCUUCCCCGUGGUCUCCUACCGGUCGGACGUGCCCUAAACACCUCCCUAGGGAGGCGUUCGGGCGGCAUCCUGACCAGAUGCCCGAACCACCUCAUCUGGCUCCUCUCGAUGUGGAGGAGCAGCGGCUUUACUUUGAGCUCCUCCCGGAUGGCAGAGCUUCUCACCCUAUCUCUAAGGGUUAGGGUUAACCAUAACCCUAACCUUAACCCUAACCCUAACCCUAACCCUAACCCGCCACCCUGCAGAGGAAACUCAUUUCGGCCGUUUGUACCCGUGAUCUUAUCCUUUCGGUCAUAACCCAAAGCUCAUGACCAUAGGUGAGGAUGGGAACGUAGAUCGACCGGUAAAUUGAGAGCUUUGCCUUCCGGCUCAGCUCCUUCUUCACCACAACGGAUCGAUACAGCGUCCGCAUUACUGAAGACGCCGCACCGAUCCGCCUGUCGACCUCACGAUCCACUCUUCCCUCACUCGUGAACAAGACUCCGAGGUACUUGAACUCCUCCACUUGGGGCAAGAUCUCCUCCCCAACACGGAGAUGGCACUCCACCCUUUCCCGGGUGAGAACCUAAUCCCAGUUUUUGUCCAUGUCAAACAGGCUUAUUCGUUUUCUCCUUCCACAUGACAGUAAAAAUUAAAAUGAUGUUACUUCUGUACACCACCUGGCUCCGCCCACUUCACGCUGCCCGGAUGUCAAGCCAGAGUCCACAGUUGUCCAGCGCAACUCUUAAUAGGGUCAGGAAGGGAGUAAGGUUUACCGACAUGCCAUGCUCAUUCCUUUCCAUCCGGGUCACGGCACCUUCACACUGCCGGGAUGUCCAGCCGGGGUCCACAGAUUGAGAGUCGAGUGCGCUAGCCAACGAGCUAAAAUCUUGAGCUGACUCAUAAGGCGUCAUGGAGUAAGGUUCACCAAAAUACCAUGCUUCCCCCAAUUGGCAUCCGUUGUACUCACCCCACUAGACCUCACAUUCAUCUGGGUCACGGCACCAAAGUAAGCUGCUUGGCUUUGCCCCUUCACACUGCAAGGGGGUCUAAUCAGGGUCCACAGGUUGAGCGUCGAGUGCACUAGCCGACGAGCUAAAAUCCCGAGCUGUCGGUGUGACUGUUAGGGCGUCAGGAAGUGAAUGAGGUUUACUGACGUACUCUUCUCACUCACUUUCAUCCGGGUCAUGGCACUAAUGUAAGCACCCCGUUCACACUGCCGGGGGGGGUCCACAGAUUGAGAGUCGGGUGCGCUAGCCAACGAGCUGUCGGUGGAACUCUUAAGGCAUCAGGGAGUGCGUGAGGUUUACUGACGUACUCUGGUCACUCACUUUCAUCCGGGUCACGGCACCAAUGUAUGAUUAUUUGCUCUGCUCCCUUCACACUACCAGAGGGUGGCCAACGAGCUGAACUCUCGAGUGAGGUUCACCAACGUACUCUGCUGCCCCCAAUCUGGCAUCCGUUGUAUUCACCCCAAUAAACCUCACGUUCAUCCGGGUCACGGCACCAAUGUAUGAUCAUUGGCUCUGCUCCCUUCACACUACCAGAGGGCGGCCAACGAGCUGAACUCUCAAGUGAGGUUUACCAACGUACUUUGCUGCCCCCAAUCUGGCAUCCGUUGUAUUCACCCCGAUAAACCUCACGUUCAUCCGGGUCACGGCACCAAAGUAAGCCGCUCGGCACCGUCCCCUUCACACUGCCAGAGUGUCCAACCAGGGUCCACACACUGAGAGUCGAGCUAAAAUCUUGAGCUGUGGGUGUAACUCUUAAGGUUUCCCGACAUACCUUACCAUUUGUUAAGUUACACUACCCCUGAGCUAAAAUAGCAGAAAUAUAAGCAAUUAAUGUCAACACAUCCCCUCAUGAUUUUACUUUUUCCUGCCAUUCGUUCGACUCAAACUAUAAAAUCAAUUUGAGUCAAAAAAAGACUCAUUUCACCGAGUUAAGCAAACAAACUACUUUUUAAUCACAUUUACCUUCUGCGGAAGCCUAGUGUGCUUCUUUGAUGGUCGAGUCAAAGUAAGGACAAACUGCACAUUGGUCGGGAUUUUAUUUUUAGCUAGCAGGUAUGCUGCGGUCUUAAUAAUCUUGUCAGUCGGACCUGGUCCUGAAACCCGGCCCGUCUGAUGCAAUGUCCUAUGCAAUCAGGCCCAGACCCCAUGACUCAAGGAGCUGCCCAUGUAAAACUGAAAUUCCCUCUCAGAGCCUCAUCAGAGCCAGCCAUCCCUGGGUUUACAAGCCUUUCUCGGCUCCAUGGACACAACCCCAAACAAUCAGGCCGGCUAUUUUUUUUUUUUUUUUUUAAGCGAAAAUCCCCCAAGUGCUGCUUCCGCCCUUUGACGUCAUUUGUCUCCCGCUCUGCUGCAUGAAGUUUCCAGGGCACUUUGGUUGUUAUGACUUGACACGCAUAGAAGUGACUUUGGGGAAAGAAAGGAAAUGAGGUGCUCUAUUUGGAAAGAAAACUGGUAACUUUUUUUUUUUUGGAAAGGGGUUUGCAGAGCUGCGUUCUUUUUGAGUUGACGAUCACACCUUUUUAUGCCUAACCUACUAAAAUGGUACUUCAUGGUGUGGCAAUCACCUGUGUAUGGUAUGAAUGUGCAGUAUGGCAGGUUUUGUACACACAGUGUGUUUGCGUGUGUGUUUAGAUGUGUAGACUUCGCCAUUGGGCCUUAUCCUCACGCCUCACCUUUUGUCUAGAACUGUUUGUUGCUUAGAGCUAAAGUUGGUCUUUUUUGCUGUUUAUAACAGUAUAUGUAUAUUUAUUCUAUACUUUAAGCAUGUAAAUAAGAAAUACUGGUUCAGUGUAAAAAUCUAUUUUAAUUUAAAUAUGCAUUACCAGGAAGUGAUGGUGUCUAAUGUGUAGAAGACUCUUUUUUUAUACAAAAAUGUACUAUAUAUUGUUAUAUAACAUAAACGCAACACAAUCUAACGUUGUAUAUAUUAUCCGCACAAUGUUUUCGAGUGGCCAGCGGAGCAGGAGCUGAAGGAACGUCGUCGCAUGAGAACCUUGUCACUCCAAAAUGACCAAAGUCCAUUGUAAUGCUGCAUUCACAAAAGUAAUGAUCAAAUGCAUUUAACCAAAAAAAAAAAACCUGAAUGAUCAUAUAUGAAUUGCUUCUUUAAAAAAAAAAAAAAAAACAUUUUUCUUGUUUGAUUUCCCCCUGAUCAAUAUUUGAAGGUACAAGGUUGUCAUCCGACAGAAGUUUGGUGACCCGUGUUCAAAAGGUGCAUAUGGUUCUCAAACGUGUCUCUCUAAGUACCACCAUAAUGACCCAACGAUAAAAUACAGUAGCAUAGCAGGCGUAAGUAUUCAUUAGAAACAAGUAUAUGUAAUAUUUUUGGCCACUGUUUGAGCAGUAUCACUCUGUUUGAAUAGAAGCAUAUAAAACACUGUACUUUUAUUAAGUGAUUCCUUGGCGUACCGCUCGAUGGAGCCCGCAGUUUAAAAUUGGAUAUUUGCAUACCAUUGCUUGAUCUUUGCUUCGUAUCCAAACACACACAUACCUUAUUUCACUUAUCGAUCGCUGACACGUGACAAGGAACGGUCUCCUUUUAUCACGUCGUGUAAAAGUAGGUGUGACAGCAAAAAAAAAGUACCGGUGGCAUGCAACAAUACGCACGGCACUCAAUUGAUGACAACAAAAUAUGUUUUUUUGUAACUGAUUGUGUGAACUACUCCGGACCAAACUUGUCAUGGUUGUAAAAGCCAGACGUGUUCAGUAUUAGCACUCUUUAUCUCCGUCCAUGCUUUCUUGGUCCUAGUUGUGUCCAAAUGGUUAGCCUGAUUUUGCACUAUCUGCAUGACGGACGGUUUUUGUUAUUUGUCAAUAUUACAUUGAGGUCCACCGGUUGUUGCAGGUGGGUUGAUAAAUGUUUCACACAAUGUAUGGCAUUAUAUUGUAUAUUGUGUUCAAGAAUACACCUGAAAUAAUUUUUCUAAGAAGUGAUUAAAAGCAUGAGUAUACUACUAUGUCUAUUCUUGGCUC